Sardina pilchardus (European sardine) is the source of this 15705-nucleotide messenger RNA. RefSeq names its product plectin a (gene pleca). The transcript is spliced from 35 exons. Gene Ontology annotation, cellular component: cytoplasm; sarcolemma; intermediate filament. NCBI's taxonomy places the organism in Eukaryota, Metazoa, Chordata, Actinopteri, Clupeiformes, Clupeidae. Gene Ontology annotation, biological process: wound healing; hemidesmosome assembly; intermediate filament cytoskeleton organization. The coding region runs from base 216 to 13979 and encodes 4587 amino acids. The record is from RefSeq and is a predicted model, not a curated record. Gene Ontology annotation, molecular function: cadherin binding; structural constituent of muscle; ankyrin binding.
AGUAAGAGUGGAAGCACUGUGCUGGAGAGAGAAUCACACCCACCCCUUGGCAUGGUCCCUCUCUUGCUCUGAGGCAGUGGUUUGGAGCACAGCUCAACUCAAGCUACUCCAGAGUGCAGAGAGAGAGAGAGAGAACAAGGGAGAGCAGUUCCAGCAACACACAGCCUGCCGUUGCCUUGCCUUGCCGGGGCAACACACACACCGUACCUGCAGAUAUGCGGCGUAGCUUCAGGACUUACUCGACAGACAGCGUAGGCAGUGAUGUGGUCUUUGCUGAUGAGAGCUGCUACCAGGAGAUGCUCAGGGCCAGCUAUGCAAAGAAAGAUGAAAGGGAUCGGGUUCAGAAAAAGACCUUCACCAAAUGGGUGAACAAGCACUUAUUGAAGUCCCAGAGGCACAUCACAGACCUUUAUGAGGACCUCAGAGAUGGACACAACCUCAUCUCCCUGCUGGAGGUGCUCUCGGGCGAGACACUGCCCCGUGAGAAAGGGCGCAUGCGUUUCCACAAACUCCAGAAUGUACAGAUUGCUCUGGACUUCCUCAAACACAGACAGGUCAAGCUGGUCAACAUCAGAAAUGAUGACAUUGCAGAUGGAAACCCCAAGCUGACGUUAGGACUGAUAUGGACCAUCAUCCUCCACUUCCAGAUCUCCGACAUCCAGGUGAACGGCCAGUCGGACGACAUGACGGCCAAGGAGAAGCUUCUGCUGUGGUCCCAGCGCAUGUCGGAGGGCUACCACGGCAUGCGCUGCGACAACUUCACCACCAGCUGGAGGGACGGCAAGCUCUUCAACGCCAUCAUACACAAACACAGGCCAGGUUUGAUUGACAUGGGAAAAGUUUACCGACAGACCAACCUGGAGAAUCUGGAGCAGGCGUUCAGCGUGGCGGAGCGCGAGCUGGGCGUGACCCGUCUGCUCGAUCCCGAAGAUGUUGACGUUCCCCACCCUGAUGAGAAGUCCAUCAUCACCUACGUUUCCUCUGUUUAUGAUGUCAUGCCCAGAGUACCCGAUGUCCAAGAUGGUGUCAAAGCCAACGAGCUGGAGCUGCGCUGGCAGGAGUACUAUGAGCUGGUCACCAUGCUGCUGCAGUGGAUGAGGCACCACAUCAUCGUGUUCGAGGAGAGGAAGUUCCCCACCAGCUACGACGAGAUAGACGUUCUCUGGCGUCAGUUCCUCAAGUUCAAAGAGACCGAGCUCCCAGCGAAGGAGGCUGACAAGAACCGCUCCAAACAGAUCUUCAGAUCCUUUGAGGGUGCUGUUCAGGCAGGUCAGAUCAAAGUUCCCUCCAACUACCACCCGUUUGACGUGGAGAAGGAAUGGGGUCGGCUGCACGUCGCCAUUCUGGAGAGGGAGCGCCUGCUGAGAACCGAGUUUGAAAGGAUGGAGCGCCUCCAGAGGAUUGUCAGUAAAGUGCAGAUGGAGUCGGGCGUCUGUGAGGAGCAGCUCAACCAGGUGGAGACUCUGCUGCAAACGGACGUGCGCAUGAUGAGUGCAGGUAAGCCUGCCCAGCACACCGGCGAGGUGGAGGCCGACCUGGACAAAGCGGAGGGCAUGAUCCGUCUCCUGUUCAACGACGUCCAGCAGCUCAAAGAUGGACGCCACUUACAAGCUGAACAAAUGUACAGAAGGGUGUACCGACUUCACGAGCGCCUGGUGAACCUGCGCAGCGAGUACAACCUCCGUCUGAAGUCUGGCGUGACCCUCACCCAAGUGCCAAUGACACAACAGGUGGUGCAGGCGCCCAUGUCUCAGAUCCCCAUGUCCCAGGUGUCCAUGCAGCAGCAGUCGUCGCGCGUGCGUCCCGAGCUGGACGAGGUGACGCUGCGCUACGUCCAGGACCUGCUGGCGUGGGUGGAGGAGAACCAGCGGCGCAUCGACGGGGCCGAGUGGGGCGCCGACCUGCCCUCCGUGGAGUCCCAGCUGGGCAGCCACCGAGGCCUGCACCAGUCCGUCGAGGACUUCAAGUCCAAGAUCGACCGCGCCAGGGCUGACGAGAGUCAGCUAACCCCUGUGAGUAAGGGAGCCUACAGAGACUAUCUGGGGAAACUGGACCUGCAGUAUGCAAAGCUCCUGAACUCCAGCAAAUCACGCCUGCGCUGCCUGGACCAGCUUCACGCCUUCGUGACCGCCGCCACCAAAGAGCUGAUGUGGCUCAACGAGAAAGAGGAGGAGGAGGUCAACUACGACUGGAGCGACCGCAACAGCAACAUGACCACCAAGAAGGACAACUACUCAGGUCUGAUGCGUGAGCUGGAGCAUAGGGAGAGGAAGGUGAACACUGUUCAGGCCACAGGAGACAAACUGCUGAAGGAGGGCCACCCAGGCAGGAAAACCAUCGAGGCCUUCACUGCAGCCCUACAGACCCAGUGGAGCUGGAUCCUCCAGCUGUGCUGCUGUAUCGAGACACACCUAAAAGAAAACACUGCCUACUACCAGUUCUUCAAUGACGUGAAAGAUGCCCAGGACCAGAUGAAGAAGAUCAACGACACGAUGAAGAGGAAGUACGUGUGUGACCGCUCCAUCACCGUCACCAGGCUGGAGGACCUGCUGCAGGACUCAGCGGAUGAGAAGGAGCAGCUGAACGAGUUCAAGACUCACCUGGACGGCCUCAACAGGCGCGCCAAGACCGUGGUGCAGCUGAAGCCGCGCAACCCGGCCAACUCCGUCAAGGCCAAGCAGCCCGUGCAGGCCGUGUGCGACUUCAAACAGAUGGAGAUCACAGUGCACAGGGGUGAAGACUGCACGCUGCUGAACAACACCCAGCCCUCCAAGUGGAAGGUGAAGAACCCCAAAGGAGGAGAGGCCACCAUGCCGUCCGUCUGCUUUGUUGUCCCCCCAACCAACAAGGAGGCGGUGGACGGCGUCAAUGAGUUGGACGGCGGUCUGAAGAAGCUGUUUGUGCUCUGGCAGAGGCUUCACGUGGACAUGAAGAGCCUCCUGUCCUGGCAGUACCUCACCAGGGACAUGCAGCUCAUCAACUCCUGGAACUUCCUCAUGUUCAAGACGCUGAAGGUGGAGGAGUACAACCUGGCACUGAGGAACCUGGAGCUGCACUACCAGAACUUCAUGAAGGACAGCCAGGACUCGGAGCUGUUCGGCGCCGACGACCGCCUGCAGGCUGAGAACGGCUUCCAGUCUGCCAAGCAGCACUACGACGUCCUCCUGCAGUCUGUGGAGCAAGGUGAGCAGGAUGAGUCUCUGUGUAAGACGUAUAUGACCCAGAUCCGAGACCUGCGCCUGAGACUGGAGAACUGCGAGACUCGCACCGUGACCCGCCUCAGACACCCGGUGGACAAGGAGCCUCUCAAGGCCUGCGCCCAGAGGACCAAUGACCAGAAGCAAGUGCAGAUCGAGCUGGAGAGCAUUAAGAAAGAUCUGGACAAGGUGGCCACUCAGACGCAGAGCGUGCUGGCGUCCCCCGAGGCCUCCAGCUCCGUGCCCAUGCUGCGCUCCGAGCUGGACAUCACCCUUAAGAAGAUGGAGCACGUCCACAGCCUGUCCUCCGUCUACAUGGACAAGUUGAAGACCAUCGACGUGGUGAUCCGCAGCACACAAGAAGCUGAGGAUGCACUCAAGAAGUUCGAAGGCGAGCUGCGUAACGUCAAUAAGAUUCCUGCAGAGGAGAAGGAAGUGAAGACUCACCUCGACCAGCUCAAGAAACUGCGUACGGAUGCGGAGAAAGAGCAGGCCACGUUCGAGCGCUUGGACCGGGAGGUCCAGAAGGCUGUAGCAGUGCACGACCGCAUGCGGACGGUCCACAGCGAACGCGACGCAGAGCUCGAGCACUACCGCUCGCUGGUCGGCAACUUGCAGGAGCGCUGGCAAGCCGUGUUCGCCCAGAUCGACCUGCGCCAACGUGAGCUGGACAACCUGGGCCGACAGAUGAAGCUGUACAGAGACAGCUACGACUGGCUCAUCAACUGGUCAGCUGACGCCAAACAGAGACAGGAGAAGAGCUGCGCUGCCCCCAUCAGUGGCAGCAAAUCGCUCAAGGACCAACUCUCUCAGGAGAAGAAACUCCUGCAGGAGAUUGAACAAAACAAAGAUAAAGUGGAUGAGUGUCAGAAAUAUGCGAAGUCUUACAUCGAUGCAGUGAAGGACUAUGAGCUUCAGCUGGUCACCUACAAAGCCCUGGGAGAGCCACUGGCCUCUCCCGCCAAGAAAUCCAAAAUGGAGUCAGUGUCCGACAACAUUAUUCAAGAGUAUGUCAAUAUGAGAACUCGCUACAGUGAGCUGCUCACACUCAUGAGCCAGUACAUCAUCUUCAUCACGGACACACAGCGCCGCCUAGAGGACGAGGAGAAAACCGCUGAAAAGAUAAAAGCAGAGGAGAAGAAAAAGAUGGCAGAAAUGCAGGCAGAGUUAGACAAACAGAGGCAGUUAGCCGAGACUCACGCCAAAGCCAUCGCCAAGGCCGAGAAAGAGGCCGAGGAGCUCAAGCUCAAAAUGAAAUCGGAGGUCAGCAAGAGGGAGGUGGUGUCUGUGGACGCCGAGAAGCAGAAGCAGAACAUCCAACAGGAGUUGCACCAACUUAAGAGCCUGUCUGAGCAAGAGAUCAAAACCAAAGCGCAGCAAGUGGAGGAGGCCCUUCAGAGUCGCACCAAAGUCGAAGAGGAGAUUCGCAUAAUCCGGCUACAGCUUGAGACCACCGUAAAGCAGAAGUCCACGGCCGAAGCUGAGCUUCAGCAGCUGAGAGACAAGGCCGCUGAGGCAGACAGGCUGAGGAAAGCAGCACAGGAGGAAGCUGAGAAACUGCGCUCUCAGGUGACGGAGGAGACACAACGGAAACGCAAGGCGGAGGACGAGCUGAAGAAGAAAGCCGAGGCCGAGAAAGAGGCAGCCAAGCAGAAACAGAAAGCUCUGGAGGACUUGGAGAAAUACAAGCUCCAGGCUGAGGAAGCUGAGCGGUGCCUCAAACAGGCAGAGAUAGAAAAGCAACGUCAGAUCAAGGUCGUUGAAGAGGUCGCUGUAAAAAGCGCGGCAGCAGAACUCCAGACCAAGCGUCUGUCAUUGGUCGAGAAAACGUCCAAGCUGGAGGAGUCCCUCAAACAAGAGCAGGACGCAGUCCUCCAGUUGCAGGAGGAAGCAGAAGGUCUCAAGAGGCAGCAAGCAGAGGCAUCCAAAGCCAGAGAAGAGGCUGAAUCAGAGCUGGAGAAAUGGAGGCAGAAGGCCAACGAGGCCCUGAGACUGAGGCUUCAGGCUGAGGAGGAGGCACAGAAGAAAAGCCUGGCCCAGCAGGAUGCUGAGAAACAGAAAGAGGUGGCCGAGCGUGAGGCUAAGAAGAGAGCCAAGGCGGAAGAAGCUGCUCUGAAGCAGAAGGUAAUGGCAGAGAAGGAGCUGGAGAAGCAGAGGAAGUUGGCAGACGAAACCGCUCAACAGAAGCUCUCUGCCGAGCAAGAGCUCAUCCGCCUCAGAGCUGACUUUGACCAUGGAGCGCAACAGAGGUCCCUACUGGACAGCGAACUCCAGAGGCUGAAGAACGAGGCCAGUGCUGCUGAAAAACAGAGGAAACAGCUAGAAGAGGAACUGGCCAAAGUUAGAGCCGAAAUGGACACUCUCCUUCAGGCCAAGUCUGCAGCAGAGAAAGAGUCCAUGUCCACCACGGAAAAGAGCAAACAGUUGAUUGAAUCUGAGGCUGCCAAAAUGAGGACACUGGCUGAAGAAGCAUCUAAGCUGAGAACAGUCGCAGAGGAGGCCAAGAGACAAAGACAAGUCGCCGAGGAAGAAGCAGCGCGACAGAGAGGCGAAGCGGAGAAGAUCCUGAAAGAAAAGCUGGCCGCAAUAAAUGAGGCCACAAGGCUUAAAACUGAAGCCGAGAUAGCACUCAAGGAAAAAGAGGCUGAAAACGAACGUCUUAAAAGGAAAGCUGAAGAUGAGGCAUAUCAGAGGAAACAGCUUGAAGACCAAGCAGCUCAGCAUAAGCAGGAUAUUGAUGAGAAGAUGAACCAGCUGAAGAAAGCCUCAGAUACAGAGCUGGAGCGACAGAAGAAAAUUGUCGAGGAAACAGAGAUACACAGAAAAGUCGUGGAGGAGGAAAUACGCAUCCUCAAACUCAACUUUGAGAAGGCCUCAGUAGGAAAGACUGACCUUGAGAAGGAGCUGAACAAACUCAAAGGCAUUGCAGAUGAGACCCAGAAGAGCAAAACCAAGGCAGAGGGGGAGGCUGAGAAAUUCAGAAAGCUUGCCCAAGAAGAGGAGAAGAAGAGGAAAGAGGCCGAAGAGAAGGUGAAGAAGAUCAAAGCAGCCGAGGAGGAGGCAGCAAGACAACGCAAGGCAGCUCAGGAGGAGGUUGAGCGCCUCAAGCAGAAAGCUGCUGAAGCCAACAAGCAGAAGGAGACAGCCGACAAAGAGGCGGAGAAACAGAUCACAGCAGCCAAAGAAGCUGCCCUGAAAUGCUCUACUGCCGAAAAGCAGGCUCAAGAUAUCCUGGUACAACAGAAAGAGGACAGUGCAGCUCAGGCUAAGCUUAAGGAGGAGUUUGAGAAGGCCAAGAAGCUGGCUAAGGAUGCAGCAAAAGCCAAAGAAAAGGCAGAGAAGGAGGCUGCUCUCUUACGGCAAAAGGCAGAAGAUGCUGAACGUCAGAAGCAAGCAGCUGAGGCAGAAGCAGCCAAGCAGACCAAGGCCCAGGAGGAUGCUGAGAAGCAGAGGAAAGAAGCUCAGGAGGAAGCUGCAAAGAGAGCCGAAGCAGAAGCAGCCGCCCUCAAACAAAAACAGCAAGCUGACGCUGAGAUGGCCAAGCACAAGCAACUGGCUGAGAAAACCCUCAAACAGAAGUCUCAGGUUGAGCAAGAACUUACAAAGGUUAAAGUUAAACUGGAUGAAACAGAUAAGCAAAAAUCUGUGCUGGAUGGAGAGCUACAGAGGCUAAAGGAUGAAGUCGGCGAUGCUAUGAAACAGAAGGCCCUGGUGGAAGAGGAACUCACCAAAGUUAAGAUUCAAAUGGAGGAGCUAGUCAAAUUAAAGCUCAAAAUUGAAGAGGAAAACAAACGUCUCCACAAGAAAGACAAAGAGAGCACACAGAAACUACUAGAAGAGGAGGCUGAGAACAUGAAGAAGCUGGCAGAAGAAGCUGCCAGGCUCAGUGUCGAGGCUCAAGAAGCAGCCAGACUACGAGAGGUUGCAGAGAAUGACCUCGCCCAGCAAAGGGAGCUGGCAGACAAAAUGCUCCAGGAAAAAAUGCAGGCCAUCCAAGAAGCCACAACACUCAAGGAAGAAGCCGAAAAGCUCCAGAAAGCAAAAGAUAAGGCACAAAAGGAAGCUCAGAAACUCCUUCAGGACAAAAACCAGAUGCAGCAGAGAUUGGAGGAGGAGGCUGAAGGUUUCCAGAAGUCUCUAGAAGCGGAGCGGAAAAGGCAACGUGAGGCCACAGCUGAGGCGGAGAAGCUGAAGCAGCAGGUGUCACAGCUCAGCCAAGCCCAGGCCAAAGCCGAGGAAGAGGCCAACAAGUACAAAAAUCAGGCAGACGAGAUCCGCAUUCGCCUACAGAACACCGAGAAGCAAACCUCAGAGAAAGUCACCGUUGUUGAGAAGCUUGAAGUGCAGAGACUCCAAAGCAGUAAGGAGGCAGAGGACCUCCGCAAAGCUAUAGAGAAACUUGAGAAAGAAAAAGAAAAAUUGAAAAAAGAGGUCGCUGAUGUACAAAAUAAGUCAAAAGAGAUGUCUGAUGCACAGCAAGAGCAGAUUAAACAGGAAAAGACCAUAUUGCAAAAGACGUUCCUUACAGAAAAAGAAGGGCUGUUGAAGAAAGAGAAAGCCAUUGAAGAAGAGAAGAAAAAGCUGGAGAAACAACUGGAAGAUGAAACAAAGAAGGCAAAGGCUCUCAAAGAUGAACAGGAACGUCAGAAGAAACAGAUGGAAGAGGAUAAGAAAAAGCUGAAGGCUAGCAUGGAUGCCGCUCUUAAGAAGCAGAAAGAUGCAGAGGACGAAAUGCUCAACAAGCAGAAAGAAUUGCAGGAGCUGGAAAAGAAGAAGCUUGCUCAAGAGAAGCUCCUUGCCGAGGAGAACAAAAAGCUUCGGGAGAAGCUUCAGCAGCUUGAAGGUGCACAAAAAUCUCCAACAUCCAGCAAAGAAAUCGAGAUUCAGACUGACAAGGUUCCUGAGGGUGAGGUGGUGACUAUGACCAUGGUGGGGGCAACAAAGAAAGUCCUUAAUGGCUCAGAGGUGGAUGGAGGAAAAAAGGAAGAAGAACCCAUAGCUUUCAAUGGAAUCCGAGGCAAAGUUCCUGCAAAGAGGCUUCACGACAUUGGUGCACUGAGCAAAAAGGAAUUCGACAAAUUAAAGAAAGGAAAAACUACCGUACAAGAACUUAGCAAGACCGAUAAAGUUAAAAUGUGCCUGCAGGGCAAAGACAGUAUAGGUGGUCUCAUAGUGGAACCAAACCAGAAAAUGAGCAUCUAUCAAGCCCUGAAUGAAAAGAAGAUUGCACCUGGCACAGCCAUUAUGCUUCUUGAAGCCCAAGCAGCGUCAGGGUUCAUCACAGACCCUGUAAAGAACAAGAAGCUUUCUGUCAAUGAAGCUGUAAAAGAGGGAUUGGUUGGUCCAGAGCUCCAUAAUAAACUGCUAUCAGCAGAGCGGGCAGCAACAGGAUUCAAAGAUCCCUUCACUGGUGACACAAUCUCUGUCUUUGAGGCCAUGAAAAAGGGACUGAUUGCUGAGGACCAGGCCACAAAGCUCCUUGACGCUCAGCUAGCAACCGGCGGAAUAAUCGAUCCAGUCAACAGUCAUCGGGUGCCUUUACAAACGGCUGUUAAACAGGGUCAAUUAGAUGAUGAGCUCAGCAAAGUUCUCUCAAACCCACCUGCAGACAAGAAGGGAUUCGUCGACCCAGACACAAAGGAAAGCCUCACUUAUCAGCAGUUGCUGGAGAAGUGCAAACCAGACCCUCAAACAAAUCUUCCCAUGUUACCCAUAACAGAGAAAGCUGCCCUGACUGAAGGGACACUCACAGAUGAGGAGACCAAAGACGUGCUCAGUAAGGCCAAUGUGUCUGUUCCAUUUGGAAGAUUCCAGGGAAAGACUGUGACCAUCUGGGAAGUCAUCAACUCAGAGUACUUUACUGUGGAACAGAGACGGGAUCUGAUUCGCCAGUACAAGAGUGGGAAAAUAACUGUCGAGAAGAUCAUCAAAAUUGUAAUCACAUGUGUAGAAGACAAAGAGAAGAGCAAAGAACUGGCUUUCGAAGGAAUAAGAUCCCCUGUGACUGCCUCAGAGCUGCUGGACUCAAAGGUUAUAAACAAAGACCUGUUCAAUAAACUGAGCAAUGGCAAAGCUUUAGUCAAGGACAUCUCUGAGACGGAUGCAGUGAAGAAAGCCCUGAAGGGUACAAACAGCAUUGCUGGGGUGUUUAUCGAGUCCACCAAGGAGAAAAUGCCAUUCUACCAAGCCAUGAAGAAAGGUUUUAUCGGAACAGAGACUGCACUGAACAUGCUAGAGGCUCAAGCCGGAACUGGAUCUUUAAUUGACCCCAUCAAAAACCAGAAAAUGACCGUGGACGAGGCUGUCAAGUCGGGUCUUGUAGGCCCAGAGCUCCACGAGAAACUGCUGUCAGCUGAAAGAGCAGUAAGUGGGUACAAAGACCCCUACACUGGAAAGACAGUUUCCCUGUUUGAAGCCAUGAACAAAGAUCUAAUUUCCAAAGACCAAGGUGUUCGACUCCUACAGACCCAGUUAGCCACCGGGGGCAUUGUUGAUCCAGUCAAGAGUUACCGUAUUCCACAGGAUGUUGCCUGCAAACGUGGCUAUUUCAGUGAGGACUUAAGCACCUUAAACACCCCCUCUGACACAACCAGAGUAUUCUAUGAUCCCAUUACACAGGAGAAUGUUACAUAUGCACAACUUAAAGAGAAAUGCAUCACUGAUAAACAGACAGGACUUCCACUGCUGUCAGUGUCAGGCAAAGCCAUUAAGUCAAAAGAGGACCACAAGUACACUGAAGGUCAGACAAAGGAUGCACUCAAUCAGGCAACCAUGGAACUGCAUAGUGGGCCCUUCAAAGGAAGGACAGUCACCAUCUGGGAGAUCAUCCAUUCAGAAUAUCUCACAGAGGAGCAGAGAAUUGAGUUGAUUCGUCAGUACAGAAUAGGACAAAUCACCAUUGAAAGAAUGAUGAAGAUUGUGAUCACAAUGAUGGAUGAGAAUGAGACCAAGAAGAAACAAGCCAGUUUUGAGGGGCUCAGAGGCCCAGUAACAGCCAGCUCCCUGUUCGAGUCCAAAAUCAUUGAUAAGUCAAUGUAUGACCAGCUCCAGCAAGGCAAAAAGAAACCCAAAGACAUUGGAGAAACUGAUGCCGUGAAAAAAUACCUGCAAGGUGGUGAUGUCAUUGGCGGCGUCUUCCUGGAGAAAUCUAAAGAGAAGGUCAGUGUUUACCAAGCAAUGAAGCAGAAAAUGUUGACUCCAGAUACAACCCUCUCUCUGCUGGAAGCACAAGCAGCCACUGGAUUUAUCAUCGAUCCUGUGAAGAACCAGCUGUUUACCGUUGACGACGCAGUUAAGGCUGGUGUGGUUGGCCCUGAACUUCAUGAAAAACUUCUGUUAGCAGAAAAGGCAGUGACUGGUUAUAAAGACCCGUACACGGGUAGCAAGAUCUCCCUGUUGCAAGCCAUGCAAAAGCAACUUGUUUUGCGAGAACAUGCUAUCCCACUGCUUGAAGCACAAGUGGCCACAGGUGGCAUUAUUGAUCCAGUGAACAGCCAUCGUGUCCCCAAUGAUGUAGCCAUUCAGCGGGGCUAUCUCACAAAGCCGGUUGCCAAAUCCUUUGCCAGCCCAUCGGGUGACAUCAUGGGCUUUACUGAUCCCAGCACAGGUGAGAGUGCCACUUACAAGCAACUGAAAGAAAAAUGCAUGAAAGAUCCAGACACAGGGGUGUAUCUCCUGCCACUUACUGCGGCCGAGGCACCUCCCAAGGAAGAGAAGUCCUACGUAUGCACAGAGCAGCAGGCACAGACUGACCUGGCAACCACCACAGUUGAUCUUCCCCUUGAAAGUUUUGGUGGAAAGCAAAUGUCCCUGUGGGAAGUCAUGCAAUCCAACAUGCUCCCUGACGAAGAAAAGCAAAGACUUCUUGAGCAGUAUAGAACUGGAAAGAUAACUAAGGAAAGAAUGGUCAUAAUAGUCAUCGAAAUAAUUGAGCAAAGGGAGAUUAUAAAGACGGAGCAGAGCAUGUCUUGUGAUGUAAUCAGGCGCAGAAUUACCAUUGAUGAGCUCUACAACGCACGCAUCAUAAACCUAGAAACCUACAACUUACUGAAAGCUGGCAAGAAAACUAUUCGUGAAGUUAUGGAGAUGUCAACAGUCAAACAGUAUCUGUUCGGCACUGGCUGCAUAGCAGGUGUGAUCUCAGACACAUUCACCAAAGUCAGCAUUUAUCAAGCCAUGAAGAGGAACCUCAUCAACCCUGAUGUAACUAUUAGUCUUUUGGAAGCACAGGCAGCGACAGGCUUCAUGAUCGACCCAGUAAAAGAUGAAAUGCUAACAGUUGAUGAAGCUGUGCGCAAAGGCCUGGUUGGCCCUGAAAUCCAUGACAAACUCUUGUCGGCUGAGAGGGCAGUUACAGGCUACAAAGAUCCUUACAGUGGGAAGGUCAUCUCCCUCUACCAGGCAAUGAAGAAAGAUUUAGUUCCUGAAGAUUAUGCCCUAAAACUUAUGGAAGCUCAAGUCGCAACUGGUGGAAUUGUGGAUCCAGAAUACAACUUCCACCUGCCAACUGAGGUUGCUACCCAACGCGGCUACAUUAACAAAGAAAUGAUUGAGAGGCUCUCAGAUCCAAGCAAUCCUGUGACAGAAUUUGUGGACCCCACCACAGAUGAGAGAGUGUCUUACGCUCAGUUACUCAAGCGCUGCAAAGUGGAUAAAGAUAGUGGCCUCUACUUGCUGUCUCUUGCUGAUAAAGGACUACUCUUCAAGGGUCUCAGGAAGCAGAUCACCCUGGACGAGCUGCUUCGUUCUCAGAUCAUUGACCAAAAGACUUACGAUGGGCUCAUGCAGGGUACCCUUUCCGUUGAGGAGAUAACUAAAACCAUCCAGAAAUACCUUGUAGGCACAAGCUGUAUUGCAGGUGUUUACGUAGAGGCUAGCAAAGACCGCCUAUCAAUCUACCAGGCAAUGAAGAAGAACAUGAUCAGGCCAGGAACUGCCUUUGAGCUUCUUGAGGCACAAGCAGCAACAGGAUACAUCAUUGAUCCUAUCAAAAACUUAAGGCUGAACGUAAGUGAAGGUGUAAAAAUGGGAAUCGUGGGUCCAGAGUUUAAAGACAAGCUUCUCUCUGCAGAACGAGCUGUGACUGGCUACAAAGACCCAUACUCUGGCAAGGUGAUCUCUCUGUUCCAAGCCAUGAAGAAGGGGCUGAUCUUGAAAGACCAUGGCAUCCGUCUCCUUGAAGCACAGAUAGCGACAGGUGGAAUCAUCGACCCCGAGGAGAGUCACCGUGUAACCGUGGAGACAGCCUAUCAACGCGGCCUGUUCGACCAGGAGAUGAAUGAAAUCCUUACAGACCCUUCUGACGACACCAAAGGCUUCUUUGACCCCAACACAGAGGAGAAUCUGACCUACCUUCAGCUGAUGGAGCGAUGCAUGACUGACCCUGAGACUGGAUUAAUCCUCCUUCCUCUGAAAGAGAAGAAACGUGAAAGGAAGACAUCCUCCAAAUCAUCUGUCCGCAAACGCAGAGUGGUGAUCGUGGAUCCCGAGACUGGCAAGGAAAUGUCUGUGUAUGAAGCCUACCGUAAAGGGCUUAUUGACCAUCAAACCUAUCUGGAGCUUGCCGAGCAGGAGUGCGAGUGGGAAGAAAUCACAAUCUCCUCCUCAGACGGUGUUGUAAAGUCCAUGAUCAUCGAUCGUAGAUCUGGACGCCAGUAUGACAUUGAUGAUGCCAUCUCUAAAGGGCUCAUUGACAAGUCAGCCUUAGAUCAGUACCGAGCUGGCACACUGUCAAUCACAGAGUUUGCUGACAUGCUCUCAGGAAACAUGAGUGGCUUCCGUUCACGCUCAUCCUCAUUUGGUUCCACCUCAUCCUAUUCCAGCCCAACUCCCACAAUCAAAACACCCGCAACCACUUGGAACGAUCCAACAGAGGAGACUGGUCCAGUGGCUGGAAUUCUGGACACGGACACCCUGGAAAAGGUGACUGUAACAGAGGCCAUGCACCGUAAUCUGGUGGACAACAUCACUGGCCAACGGCUCCUGGAGGCCCAGGCAUGCACAGGCGGAAUCAUCGACCCCAACACUGGCGAAAGGUUCCCCGUUGCCGACGCAAUGGAGAAAGGGCUUGUGGACAAGAUCAUGGUCGACCGCAUAAACCUGGCCCAGAAGGCUUACAACGGAUUUGAGGAUCCCCGCACCAAAACAAAAAUGUCUGCCGCUCAAGCCUUAAAGAAGGGCUGGCUUUACUAUGAAGCUGGCCAGCGAUUCCUUGAAGUCCAGUACCUUACAGGGGGUCUGAUUGAACCAGAAGUCCAAGGACGGGUAUCAAUUGAUGACGCUGUUACGAAAGGGACUCUUGAUGCACGGACUGCACAGAAACUACGCGAUGUCAGUGCCUACUCCAAAUACCUCACCUGUCCCAAGACAAAGCUGAAGAUCUCUUACAAAGACGCCAUGGAGAGAAGCAUGAUCGAGGAAGGAACUGGCCUGCGCUUGCUGGAAGCCUCCUCACAAUCAAGCAAAGGCCUGUACAGCCCCUACAGUAUCAGUGGCUCUGGCUCUGCCUCUGGUUCCCGACCGGGCUCAAGAACUGGAUCAAGGUCUGGCUCUAGACGGGGUAGCUUUGAUGCCACCAGUGGCGCCGGGUUCUCUAUGGGCUUCUCCUCAACAUCCUACUCCUCCCCCAGCUUUGGUCGUCGCUACACUGCUGGAGAGCAUGGUGGGCUGUGUGUGGAUGAGCUGAGGAUGGCCCUUAAAGCACUGGCAUCAGGCAGGAACUGUUGCUCUGAAGACGGGAUUGCAUUCACUCUGCCUCCAAUGCAGUGUUCAUUAGUUGCUUAGUUUUAAAAAAAACUUCAUUCAUUCAUUCUGCUCUGCAUGUGGUUGUUAUGGGCCUUUGCUUAUAUUUGUAUUAUUGGCUGAGACUUUGUUGUUGAAUUUUAAAUUUAUUUUGAAGAUUCUCUUAUUUUUCUUGAGUUAACUUAAGCUCAUUUUGUUCUACCUUCUUCCUGUCUCAUCCAAAAUAUUUUAUUCAGAUUAUAAAUACUCUCAUUUUUACUGUACAUUUUUAUUUGUAGAACGGACUUCCACCGUACAAGAAAUUAAAUGUAAAUGUUGUUUCUAUGAUUGUACACAGUACAUAAGUUAGGUCAGAGUUAUUUUUAGAAGUUAACGUUUUGUUAACAGCCUGCAUUUUUUUAAAAGAUAAAAGCUCAAGUCUACUGUCUGCAGAGCAGAAUAAAAAAUAACACAAAUCGCUAUGUAACACUGCCCAGAGAUUGGUUCAAGGAACAAAGCUUUAGAAUCCUCUACCAAUCCAGUCUCCAAUGCCACAGCCAUGCCACUAUGAUGCUCCCACCAUCUGCAAAUCAUAAUAAAUCAACAGAUGUCCAACACUCAUCUGACAACCUGACAAUUUGGAUCAAACACACAGUCAUAGUGGACGGAUAAGUUCCCAGUUAUUGCUGCAAGUAAAAAGCCUUCUCAGGAGUCACUGAGGCCAUACAAGAUAUGAGGAAAAAAAGCCUGCCUGCUAAAUGCCAUAAUCCUAAACAUACCAUCUGUUGUCAAACUGCAACUUCGAGGAAGACUUCAGAGACACCAUCUGCCUCCAGUUUCUCUGCAUUGCUUUCUUGUUUUGUGCCAAGAGGGACCUCAGGAUUAGAUGUUGUGAAGAUCUUAUCAUCCAUGAUGUUUGACCUGGUAUCCUACAGAGACACCAUGAAUGAGUCUAUGGUGUCGCCUUCCAACCUCCUAGUCCACCGAUGCUUUGAAGACUUCUUAACUCGAGAGUAUUAAUUUACAUUUCAGCUCAGUGUCUUUAUGCAGCCUUACAUAAAAAUGCACCAUUACAACCACUGGAAUUAUUAAUACAGUGUAUUAGUAUAUCGUCUUAAUGUCAGUACAGUAGUUUAAAUCACGGCAGCAACUGGCACAGGCUCUUCUAACAAGAUUGUUUUUCUCCAUGGUAAAAAAGCAGAGCACUUUCAACCAUACAUAUAACUUGAGAAUACUAAAUCUAGGUAUGCCUACAUUUUAACAUGAAUAUACAAGAUUCAGUAUUUCCAGAUCAUUUUGCCUCUAAUUUGCACUUUCUUGCGGCACUUCCUAAAUAGCUAUAGCACAACAUAAACAAUACUUGAUCAAACAGAAAGGAAACUCUGGGUUUGGACUGCACAUGUUUUAGCUUAUUGGAGUAGUCAUGAUGAUGCUCAAGAAAUUCCUUCAUUUGUGGUAGAAAUAGAUUACUAAAGCUAUGUCACUUGAACCGACGUCUGUGUUAAGCCCUACACCAUUGCUAUUUCAUUUCCUUCCUUACUUCCCUCUGACUUCAGAUUUUGUUUUCAUUUCAAUUAUAUAUUUUCGUAUUAUAUAUUCUAUUUUUUGGCUUUGCAUGUUUUAAUAACAUAAUUUCAAGAGAUGCAAUAAAACAGCUGUACCUGACUUUUUUAAGUACUUGCUAAGCUACAUGUCUGUUGGGGGGGGAACUGAUCUGAGGCAUGGGUAGACCUAUAUUUAAAGGAAGAAGUUAUGUCCUAAUGUAAAUAAACUAAUGGUAUAUACUGUA